AUGGCUAGUGUGCAAACCACAAGAAUACAAAAUCCACGCUUUUUCGACGACAAAGAAAGUUACUCGAAUCGACUUAAAAUUUUGGUCCAAUUUGUCCAACCGGAACAACCACUUACCGAACAAGAGAAAUUGUUUUUGUUAAGGGGAGACACUAUUUAUCACUCAUUCAUCUUACAAAUUGCCGAUAAAAUUUCCAAGUCAAAAAAGCCAUUAGAGCCGGAGUCUUCGACAUUUCUUCGGAGUCUUUCUGUCUCCCUCGAAGUGUUUGGGAAAAUAGCGUUUAGACAAGUGUAUUCAUCCAAACUCAGUGAAGUUCUUCAACAGAUGUUAUCUUCAGCUUCACCGACAAAGACUCGAAAACAAGUCUUUUUCUUACUAUUAGACUCCAUUUGUAUUAAUGCAUUCAAAUGUUCCGAGUGGGAGACAUCAAUAUUUGAAUUUUUGAAUUUGGAAGUAUUCACACAAAAGGCGGAAAUGAAUGUGGUUGAUGAGAAUGGAGAGAACAAAUACAUCAAUAGUGUGGAGAACCUCCACGCAUUGAUGAUACGGGUCGUUGAGGAUUAUAACUCUUUUAUAGCUUUAUUUACUAUAUUCCAGAGUACAUUAGAAAGACUCUAUGUCGCACGAAAAGGUGACUCUCCUGUGAACGAUGAUGUCCACGCGAUAGUCACAGAGACUCUGAGCAGCUUGAAGUUCAAUUAUGUAGUCUUUAUGUGCAAGAACUCGAAGUCUCUUGUGAUUAUAGAGAAGGUCUUUUUGAUAAUAUGUCAAAAAAUGUUACAGCCACAAGACCAGUUUCGAUUCUUUUCGAAUAAGACUGCGUUUAAGAAGAUUUUUGAAUGUUUUAUUACGAAUGAAUUUACAACAGACUUAGAAAUGGGCUUGAAGAAUACUACAAGUGACGGUGUGACUCAAAUCAUGUUCAGAGAAUUCCAAAAGACUAUAUUGCGAGGGAUAGAAAUUGUACUGUUUUCUUUGACAACACCAGACUCGGAUACGAUGAUAUCAUUUGGGACUGAAAUUAAACAGAUGUACUCUGAUAUAUUAGAAAAGCAAAAGUUUAUAAGUAAUGACUUAAAAAGAGUCAUUGGUCUUGUAUCACUGAGUGUAGUAUGGAGAAUAGGAUUCUGUAAGAGUGUGACUGCUUCAAUCGAAACAACAAGCAUUCAAACGGUCAAAAACGACAUCCAGAAGACUAAAGCAGCAGACUUUGUGAUCAGCGCUCUUCCACUUUGGGUGGAAUUUAUGACUGACCAGAAGGACUGGGAUUUGUUCUUUCAAAAGAUUGUUAUAGUCUAUGACUCUACUUUCUUUGUCAAGGAUAUUCGCGAUCUCUUUGUAUCGCUCACACUUUUAAUUAUCAAAAUAUAUAAUCACAUAGAAAUGCCAAAUGAAGACGAGCAAAAGAUGCACGGCUAUGGAUUUUGUGUUAAAAGUGAGGAGUUUUCGCCAUCUCGAAAAUUAGACCAAUUUAAUGUGAAUAAUAUGGAACACGAAAAAUUGCUGUUUUUCUGGAAACAAAUGUUCCUUUUAGUCAGUAAUGCGAGUUGUGUAAGUCAAGGGAAUGUCUUGUUCGAAUGGAUUGUCACUAUGAGACUUGCACUGCGGUGCCUCAUUAUUGGAGAAGUCGAAAGCCACUAUCAAAGGGAUGAGAUCAUAUCAAUUGCAACACACUUCUUCCCAUUCUUUGUCGGUGUUUUACAAAACCAAAAAGACGAGUCAGUUGUAUUAGAAAGUAUUAAAGGUCUUAUUGACAUUAUUACACAACCUCGAGUCGUUUACAACAAAAUAGUGUAUUCAACGGUCUCGGCAAUCAUUGGAAAUGCAUUUGAAUGUUCUGAGACACUUUCCAUUCAAAUUGCAUCGUUGUUGUCUCGAGUGUUUAUUCGUGGUGUUCAAAUGGACUUUUUAGUUCUUCCGAUCUUACAACUGUUAUGUUACAAAUUUCCAAAAGAUAUGUCUGAAGAAGAGGAGCUUGGCAUCAUUCAACUUGUAACUAUAUUGUCAUCAAUAAAUAUACCACAGAACGUGUUGCCAACUGAAAAGAAAGUAGUUAUAAUUGGCCAUGUGAUGACUAACAUAUUCAGUUGCUGUAAAUCACCAAAAGUGCAAGGAGUAGUGUUAUGGGGAAUAGGGCGCAUGAUAGUCCAAACUGAGAAACACAGCGAAGUGUCAAAUAUAGUGCUAUUAAAUGUUAUAACUCAAACCAUACAGAAAACAAGUCAUCUUGUUGAACAAGGUCUUGAAGUAUUAGUGUAUAUCGUUCGCUCACUUUGUCAAGAAAAGGGUUGUGUUGUUGAAUUGAUACUGAAUUUUAUUAUGAAGAUGGUUGUGAGGCUUCAAAUUGAAAAGGAAAGUGUUUUCUUUGAUACGUGUGUAAUGGCAUUGGUUGAAAUUUUUCAGACGAGUGGAUUUGUGUUUACUAAUCAAAAUAACGAGAACGCAGAGUUGUUGAAACAAGUUGUGGAAAUCGACGCAGGACAGAAUGUCUAUUUACAAGCACUGUGCUGUGUAGUAUUUUCUAAUCUCAAAAAUUGCACACUGAAACCUAUGAGUAAUGAGAACGAAAAGAGUAGUUGGUACGUUGUGAGUUCCUCACUUGUAUCCAUCACACCAAAUAACAACGGAGAAUCAAACGUUGUCGUAAGAAGUCCAAAUGGAAUAAUAACAACACAAGUCACUACUAUAGAAAGUCGAGAAACAAACACCAUUCCAAUAGCGCCAAUUAUGAAAGGAACAAAAACACCGAUUUCUGUAAUAAAACAGCGUGUUAGGCAAAACGUCCUCUAUAACAAACUUCAGAACGAAAAGUGCAAACAGAAGUUGUUUGAUAUUCGCGAGAGUGUAAAUAAAGAGAGUUAUAUGCGAUAUAAGUCUCAACAACAAACCACACUUGAAGAGUAUCAAAAGACUGAAACCCUCAUCAAUUCAGUAGAAGAAUCUUUAUUUGAAGAAAUUGUACCACAGCCAAAUCCGGCAUGUGUGAUAAGUCAAGACAAGGGUUUUGUACUCGGAAUGUUCAUGCAACGGAAUGGUAUGACCAGGAAAGUAAAAUAUGACGUUAUAAAAGACAAAGUAAAAGCUCUUGAUGCUCUUGGAACACUUCAAAUACUUGAAAUUGGUUUAAAAGGUCAGGAAGAAGAUGGGAGUUUCAUUGAGUUUAAACGACUUUUUGAAAGUAACGAAUAUAAUGAUAUGUACUGCGUCCAUAGUAGUUUUAAAAUUACGAACAAAAGUAAGUUUGUGGUUAUAUGGAAUGACGACAUAGAAAGAUGGAGUGAUGAACUUAAAUACAUGGAGACUAUUAUCUGUUGCACACCAAUCGAUAAUACAGUCAGAAUUCGGAUGAUAUCUAAAAAGUCAUAUUCUAUAGGACCAAUAUUAGAUAAUACCAUUGUGAGUGGUGAAGACUUUAUACAACUUCUUAAAGAAGCCGCAACAUUCUGUUUGACUUCGUUUAAAGAAAAUAUUGUAUAUAAAAGACUGGAGAUCAUCAAACAAGUUCAACAAGUCUGUCAACCACCAAAAGAUGUCAACCAAUUUUUCUUGGAUGGCUCUGCGCUGUUUCAAUGA
This is a messenger RNA of Entamoeba invadens IP1, 3573 nucleotides long. RefSeq lists its product as hypothetical. The record is from RefSeq and is a predicted model, not a curated record. NCBI's taxonomy places the organism in Eukaryota, Evosea, Mastigamoebida, Endamoebidae. The transcript has 2 exons. Bases 1 to 3573 code for a protein of 1190 amino acids.